UUAAUUAAAAAACACACUUGGUCUUCAGAGAGAUAACUAGGGGAAAGAGAAAAACAGAUAUCUCUCUUCUCCGAUCCCCAAAACGCAGGAAAACAAUGUCGUUUAACAGCUCCCACCUCCUUCCUCCACAAGAAGACCUUCCUCUCCGACACUUCGCCGAUCAAUCACAGCAACCGCCGUCGCAGCGUCACUUCUCUGAAACACCUUCGCUUGUCACCGCCAGCUUCCUCAACCUCCCUAGCACAAUAACCACUGCGGAUUCCGAUCUCGCUCCUCCGCACCGCAACGGAGACAAUUCCGUUGCUGAUACAAACCCACGGUGGCUCUCCUUUCAUACGGAGAUGCAAAAUACUGGAGAAGUUCGUUCUGAAGUUAUCGACGGAGUCAACGCCGAUGGUGAAACGAUACUUGGUGUUGUUGGAGGUGAAGAUUGGCGGAGCGCUAGCUAUAAGGCGGCGAUUUUGAGACAUCCGAUGUAUGAGCAGCUUCUUGCGGCUCACGUGGCUUGCCUUCGGGUUGCGACUCCUGUUGACCAGAUUCCGAGGAUCGAUGCUCAGCUCAGCCAGUUGCAUACCGUCGCCGCGAAAUACUCCACUCUUGGUGUGGUUGUGGACAACAAGGAACUUGAUCAUUUCAUGUCACAUUAUGUUGUCUUGUUAUGUUCAUUUAAAGAACAACUCCAACACCACGUUUGUGUCCAUGCAAUGGAAGCCAUUACGGCUUGUUGGGAGAUCGAGCAAUCACUGCAAUCCUUAACGGGAGUUUCUCCAAGUGAAAGUAAUGGUAAGACAAUGUCGGAAGAUGAAGAUGAUAAUCAAGUAGAGAGCGAGGUUAACAUGUAUGAUGGAAGUUUGGACGGUUCAGAUUGCUUGAUGGGGUUUGGUCCUCUUGUUCCAACCGAGAGAGAGAGGUCUCUGAUGGAACGUGUGAAGAAAGAACUGAAGCAUGAGCUUAAACAGGGUUUCAAAGAGAAGAUUGUGGACAUAAGAGAAGAGAUAAUGAGGAAGAGAAGGGCGGGAAAGUUGCCGGGAGAUACGACUUCUGUACUCAAAGAGUGGUGGCGAACUCACUCGAAAUGGCCAUACCCAACUGAAGAAGAUAAGGCAAAACUGGUUCAAGAAACCGGUUUGCAGUUGAAACAGAUCAACAAUUGGUUCAUCAACCAGAGGAAAAGAAACUGGAACAGCAACUCUUCCACGUCAUCUACUCUCACCAAGAACAAACGUAAACGGACCGGGAAAUCAUAGGUGACAUAGCAGCUAACUAGAGGAUGGUUCUUUGCCAUGUGAAUUCAAGAAACCCAUCAGGUUGUAUGCUCGUACAGAGUGUGAUUUGUAUAGGUGAUACCGGUUAGCCUAUGAAACCGGAUUCUGGAGUCCGAAUUGUUGUUUGUAUCGCCCCGCUUAGUUAGUAGUAUUUGGAAGUUAUCUGUUUUGUUGGUUUGCGGCUUGUAACGAACGCUUAAAUCAGGUGUGGGCUUUUUCUUGUAAAGUGUCAAUAUGUUGGUCUGUAAUGUAUCAAGCAAAAUAUUUAUCAUAAUUAAACUAGCUUGAAAUGUA
Arabidopsis lyrata subsp. lyrata is the source of this 1559-nucleotide messenger RNA. RefSeq names its product homeobox protein knotted-1-like 5. Lineage: Eukaryota; Viridiplantae; Streptophyta; Magnoliopsida; Brassicales; Brassicaceae. The transcript has 6 exons. The coding region runs from base 96 to 1247 and encodes 383 amino acids. Gene Ontology annotation, cellular component: nucleus. Gene Ontology annotation, biological process: regulation of DNA-templated transcription. Gene Ontology annotation, molecular function: DNA binding. The record is from RefSeq and is a predicted model, not a curated record.